Messenger RNA from Puccinia triticina, 357 nucleotides. RefSeq lists its product as uncharacterized. The coding region runs from base 1 to 357 and encodes 118 amino acids. Gene Ontology annotation, biological process: glycerol transmembrane transport; water transport. Gene Ontology annotation, molecular function: glycerol channel activity; water channel activity. The transcript has 5 exons. The record is from RefSeq and is a predicted model, not a curated record. Lineage: Eukaryota; Fungi; Basidiomycota; Pucciniomycetes; Pucciniales; Pucciniaceae. Gene Ontology annotation, cellular component: plasma membrane.
AUGGGCCCACUCGUUAUCUUUUGGGUCGUAUUUGGAUUAGCUUCUACUUUAGGAAUGCAGACUUCCUUCUCCCUGAACCCAGUACGUGAUUUAGGUCCCAGACUAGUCACCUGGUUCGCGGGAUAUGGAUACCAUGUGUGGUCCAUUCGGUCUCACUAUUGGUUCACCGUGGCUAUCCUGGGGCCAGUGUGCGGUGCUAUCGUUGGAGCUUUCAUCUACGAUUUCUUCAUCGCAACCCAUCAAGUUACCUGUGCGCUCCAUGGCCACAACUCUGGGCCAUCGUUUCUGUCGAAAAUCUUCCCCGCCAAGCGCAACCGACAAGAGCAACUGAACGGAUUGGAAUCCGGACAAGCCUGA